This is a messenger RNA of Asparagus officinalis (garden asparagus), 821 nucleotides long. Its product is annotated as membrane-anchored ubiquitin-fold protein 4. Bases 182 to 538 code for a protein of 118 amino acids. The transcript has 3 exons. Lineage: Eukaryota; Viridiplantae; Streptophyta; Magnoliopsida; Asparagales; Asparagaceae. Gene Ontology annotation, molecular function: protein binding. The record is from RefSeq and is a predicted model, not a curated record.
GGCAAAGAAAACUCCCUCACCCACAUCGAAUCCCAUACCCCCUUUCCCUCUUCGUAAAAUCCCCUCCUCUCUCAAACCCUAACCCUAGCGAAAAAUUCUUUCAUUUCCUGCAAAAUCCUUUGCAAUUGGUCUCAGAUUGGAGCUUCUCCGAAGUUAGGGUUUCUGUUCUUGGGGUGUUCAGAUGCCGGAGGAAGAGGAUCUCGUCGAGCUCAAGUUCCGUCUCUACGAUGGAUCCGAUAUCGGCCCGAUCCGAUACUCCUCGUCCGCCACCGUCGCCAUGGUCAAGGAGAGGAUCAUCUCCGAGUGGCCCAAAGAUAAAAAGAUCAUACCGAAGGUGGCUAAUGAUGUGAAACUGAUAAGUGGCGGGAAAAUCUUAGAGAAUCAGAAAACUGUUGCCCAAUGUAGACCACCUUUUGGUGAGCUUCCUGGAGGGGCUGUUACAAUGCAUGUCGUUGUCCAGCCAUCAUCAGCGAAGUCAAAAACAGAAAAGAAGGUAGAGGAGUUGCCUAAGAAAGGCUGUUCGUGCACUAUACUGUAAGUUAUUUCAAGCUUUUGAUCCUGCUGCCUGCAGCUGCAUUGUAUUCUACCAACCCUGAAGUGUAACAAAAAGGAAGAAAAAAUUGAUAUCUGCAGCGUGCCUUUAGGGCACACCAUCGUUGUAUGUGAAAUAGUCUUGUUGCAGCCUUUUCUUUUGUUCUUUCUCCCUCACCGUGAAAACGUGUUGUGUAAUGUGUGCGUUACCUUUUGUGUAUACUUUGAAGAGAUCGAUCAUAUAUAUUUGGGGUUCUCAUUAUUAUUCAUCGUUCUGUCAUUUUAUAACU